CCCUGCUGCUAGCUUUAGCAUAGGCUGAUUCUGCACUAUAUCCUAUUAAAUAUUAUGCUCCAACUGAAUCUAAAUGCUAAGGGUAACAGUAGAAAUGCAUACUGAAUGCUGAAGUGGAAAAACAAAGACAAUAUUUUUGGUAUAUUUCAAUGUCUGCAUUGGUCAUGUUCAAGUUGCUAUCAUUAGCAUAUUCAAAGGCUAGCUAGCCGUUAGCUAGAUAGAUAGCUUUUGGAUAGCUAGAUAGCUUUGUCUUUGUAAAAUGUUGCUGCAAGGGAUAAAAUAGCCUUUUCUGCCUCAUAAUGUUUGUUUGGAAAAUAGCGUGGUUAAACCGGAGCUUUCAUGCAUUUUUCCAGUCUCUUGGUGAGGGAGUGUGAAGCGCCUUUCUCCCUCAACUUCUAGCUUUCUUUGUUCACUUGAGUUGCACAGUUCAGUUUUGUGCUCUAAAUGAAUAGGGAUGCUGACGGUCAGAGCAGAAAAAUGUAAACUUGACGCUGAUGUGUAGAAAUGCUGAUUAAAGAAGAUGUAGUAGUAUUUGCUUUGGUCAUGUUCAAGUUCCUAUAUGUGCUUUGAGACGUUUUAAUUUGCAUCUAUGUACAAUGGUUGUCUUAGUAAAAUGGUGCUGUGAUAUUUCUUCUACCUCAUUGUGUUUUCUGUAAAAUAGUGUGGUUAAACAGGAGCUUUGCUAUAACUGUUUUAGUCUUGCAAAAUGGUGCUGUGUGCACUUUCACUGGAAUUUUGAUGUUUAAAUUAAUUAAGGUGCCAAUGCUUUGUUCCAUCAUGUUAGAAUCAGUUCUAUCAGUCAUUUAGGACAUCAUGAUGAGUAUAAUAUCAUUUGUUUAUGGCAUGUUGCAUGAUUAAAUGUUUCAGUGCUUCCAUUCAGUAGGCAUUGUUUGAUCUUUACCCUUGUUGUGUUUUAAAAUCGUUGUUUCAGUUUCUGAGUCAGCAGUGACAGUAGAUUUUUUUUCUCUGAUAAAAAAUACAUUGUGAGGACAUUUGAUGUGUUGCGUGUACAUGUUUUUCUGCUCAUAUUGGUGAUAACUGUUUUUAUAGCAGUGGUUUCAGACAAGUCACAGUGUUAGUUUGUUUUUCUUUUAAGAUUUUCACUAUGCUGUAAGUGUCUUAGUCUUGUAAAAUGUACUUUAUACUGCUAACUUAUCUUCAGCUGGUGCGGUCACCAUGGCGACCAACUGCCAGGCUCACACAGGGGUGUCACUAGGUUUUAAGGACAGGGGGAGGUUUAGCCCCCAUGAGAAAUUGCUUUUCCACUUUUUGGACCAAUUUAGAUUUUUUUCAGAGAUACUUUACUGUGUAAAUGUUUUAGGCCACAGUGGCCAUGACUUUUGCUCACAACACAAUAAUUCAGGGCUGCCAACUUGUGAUCAGACCUCAGAGUGCGAUUUGGUUUAUGUGAGAUGCUGAUGGGGGGGUCUGGGUGCCCUCCCCCAGAAAAUUUUGAAAAUUUUUGAUCCUAUUUCCUGCAUUCUGGUGUAUUUUAAUAGCAUUUUGUUAAAAUCUUAUUAUAGAGACAACAUUAAGGGAUAAUAAAAAAAUAUUGAGAUUUAAAAAACUGAAAAAAAAAAACAGAGCAACAGCAGGCAAUAUUGAAAAUGUUUCUUCAUGUAAAAUAUGGAUGAAGGUUCUGUGGCUGGAUGUGCACAACACAUUUCAGUAUUUUCCAUAAAUAUAUGCAUAAUUGAAAUAACUCCAUCAACCACUUUGUAACAUUUGUCUUUAUAGGAUUCUAAUGCACUCAACAGCUUCAACUGUAUACAGGAACAGGAAGAGAACAGGAAAAAAAAUGAAUUUUUGUGAGCCAUGUUGUACUCCCUGAGGCUUCAGAAAAUUCACCAGUUACUUGUAGUGCAGUUUGUAUCUGCGAUUUAUCUUUGAGGAAUAAAACUGUGUCAUUAGCUAGCUGUGAAAUCUUUAUGUCACGAUUGAAAAUGACUAAACCUUGAAUAUUUGGGUUGCAGGAAAUAUUUAAGAAUAGGAGUUCAGCCACAACCAAAACCAAGAAACAGGAAAUAGGACAUCCUUGGCAUACACCUCUUGAGACAGAAAACCUCCUAGACAUUCUGGGAUAUAAAAUCACCGAGCUAUUUAUGUCAUUAUAAAACAUAGUGAUACUAUUAAUAAAUUUAUCACCAAAGCCAAGAAUUUUUAGGGUCUGUACAAUGAAAGAGUGUUCAAUUGAAUCAAAUGCCUUGUAGAAAUCUAGGAAAACCUUCAGUGCUUUUGAGUUUAUAUAAUCUGAGUAAUCAAUUAGAUCUAAUAUUAAUCUGAUAUUAGAACUAAUGUGACGCUUUGCCAUGAAGCCAUUUUGAUUUUCACUUAUCUCUUCUAAAUUAUUUUUCAGUCAUUUAGCAUAGACUUUUGCUCAGAUUCUAUAAUCGAUAUUUAAAAGUGAAACAGGUCUCCAGUUUUCUAUUAUUAAGGGAUCUUUACCUGGCUUAGGAAUCAAGGUUAUCAGACCUUGCUUCAUGGUUGUUGUCAUUUCUUGUCUGUAAACUUCUGCUGGUGUUAGACCACGUGCAGUCUGUGACAUUGGGGUUCAUAAAUCUCCACACAUCUGUUAACAAAAGAUGAUCACUUAUAAAUGAGGUGGGUUUAAAGCCCAGUAAUGAUGCAGAUCUUGGAGGAUGUCUGUCCAUGUAAUCAUCUGGAGCAUCAUUAAAGUCUCCUCCUAUGAUAAUAGUAGAAUCUUUGUAUUUUUCCUUUAAAUCGUCCAAAGCUGAAGAGAGUUCAGUAAACAUGUCCUUUGCUUGUGAUGCUCUGUUUGGUCCAUAAACAUUACAAAUGAUAGACAUCAAAUCAUCCACCUUCAAAACUACAAUGAUCCAGCGGCCUUUGUUUGAAGCUUUGGUUUCCAGAAUAUCACCAUUAAAUCUGUUUAAAAGUACUGCCACUCCAGCUGAAUAAUUGUAUACAGGCAGUUAUAGUAGCAGCAGCAGCAGUACAUGCAUCUGCUGAUGUGGGAUUAUUUCUGCCUUUUCAGCUUUUUAAAACACAGAAAAUACACAAAGGAUUUAUCAUUUCUUCACUAUGUUGAAGCCUUAGUUUAUACUGUGUUUAUACAUUUGUCUCUGUAAAAUAGUGCUCUGACAGAUGAAAUAUCUCUUGUACCUUGUAGUGUUUGCUUAAAAAGUAGUGUGGUUAAAUGUAACAUUGUCUACAUUUUCUAGCAAUUUUGAUGUUAAAAUUAAUUAAGGUGUUAGAACUGAUUGUAAGAUAAUGGAACAAAGCACUAUCAGUCAAUUAGGACAUCAUGAUGAGUAUAAUAUCGUUUAUUUAAGACAUGUUGCAUGAGGAAAUGUUAACAUACCAUUAAUUACAGUGUCAUAUUAAUUCUCUGUGCUGUGUUAAAGCCCAGUUCAGCUACUUUUGCUGCAGACAUGUUGAGAUUCUUCUUCUUUCUGAGAAAACAUGCAGUAGUGCUUUAAUUUAGUAGCCAUUGUCUGGUCUUUAGCCCUUUUGUGUUUUGAAUUAGUUGUUUCAGUUUGAGUCAGCAGUGCAAGUAGAUUUUUCCCUCUGAUGAAAAAACACAUAGUGAGGACAUGAGAUGUGUCUUGUACAUUCAUGUUUUGCUGCUCAUAUUGGUGCUUACUGUUUCAUAGCAGUGCUUUCAGAUAACGGGUUUUUUUUUUCACCAGCCUUUGGACAGCCUUUUGGAGAGCCUCUGGAUUGCCCUUGGACAUCCUUUGGUCGACCACCUUUGCUGCAUCACCUCGUAUCCUUUCAUCCAUCCAUCCAUCCAUCCAUCCAUCCAUCCAUCCGUUUUGUCUGCCUUGUUUUCUCUCUGUCUCUCUCUGUGUCUCUCUCUCUCCCUGUGUUUGUGUGUCUCUCUUGUGCUCUUGUGCUGUCUUCCAGGAUGCCUCGGAAGGGGAGACGCUCCCAGGCCCAGAAGCAGCGCUGGAGGAAGCUGGACGCGUCUGAGAUGUCCACCCCUCCUGUCGACGCACCCCACUGCUCCCGCUCUCCCCAGUACAAGAAGGUUGGUUCCACCCUGCCAGCCGGACGGUUCUGGGAAGAGCGGCAAGCGCGUGCAAACCUUAUUGCACGCUGUGGCACCGGUUACCGCCACAAGGUUUUAAAAUGGCCAACUUCACCCUUUACUGGGCGCAACCACAAGUUGGUCAUUCCUCCUGAGCGCCCUGGAAAGAAGUUCAUUCUUAUUGUUGGGGACUCCCAUCUACGUGCUCUUGUAGAUGGCUUUAUUCGGAUGCCAGAGUCUCGGCUGAGCUUUGGCUUCCUGUCGAUCCCGGGGGCAUCUGCUUCUGAAAUUCGCACUGAGGUUCUGCACGCUGCAGUUCCUCGUGCACCUGAUGCCGUCUGCGUCAUGGCCCCUGGCAACAACCUGACCAGCACCACUGUUGAGAAGGCCGGUGUAGAUUUUGCCAAUCUCCUCACCACUUGUGGCAACCGCUGGUCCAAGGUUUUUGUGGUCGACUUUCCUCCCCGCCUGGUCGUUGACGUCCAACACCAGGACCUGCUUCGCCAGGAAUACAGACGUGUGGCUGCUCGUAUGGGUGUAAAGUUCUUCAACACUGCAGAGCACUUCCCCCUGAGUGAUUUGGUGCUGUGGAGCAAGGAUGGUGUCCAUCUGAGUGAUCGUGAGGGGAUGGGGAUCCUCGUUCAGUUGUUCUGGUCCGCUGCCAGCGAGCAACUGAUGACACCACCUCCUUCGCCCCGGAUCUCUCCUCAGCCUCCAGUUCGGAAAGCUACAGUGAGAGAGAGAUCCCCUGCUCCACCCAGCCCAAAACCCCGUGAACGGAGGAAUAUUGGUCAGGGCGGCAAGACGAGCCAUCCUCGGGAACCUCCCCGGUCCAGAGGUUCACCAAAGCCCAGGAUGGCUCAACAGCAGGUGGAGGAGAGCUUUCUUCCGCUGAACCCCGUCUGGUUCAGCAGCACAGCCCUAAGUGCCAUGGAGAAAGUGUCUCCCUCCCAUAUGUCUUGCCUGGCGGAUUUCAAUGCCAUGGAGAAAGUGUCUCCCUCCCAUACGUCUUGCCUGGCGGAUUUCAAGGCUUCUCCUAAGCCAAAGAAGCAGCUGUUUGACUCACCCCCGGCCAGAUUGUCCUGCAGUUGGGGCAAGACAGAAACCCCUGUUUGUUCUCCCAUUGCAAAGAUGGCCAAGAUGAUGACCCCCUCACUGAAUAGACAGGUCUGGACAGCUGAUGAUGCGGGCUGCAAGCCUCCUUCUCCUGAGAAGAUGACCCGAACACUGACUCCAUCACAAACCAAGUGGCCCUGGUUCAUGACAGCUGCAUCCACCUCAGCUGAUGCACCAACAGACAAUGAUACAACCAGGAGCGAGAGUCACCGUGUGGAGUCAAUCCGGGCCAGUCAUUCUCAGAAUGAUGGGAGGUACAAAGUAUUUUCCCGCAACCAUCAGUGUAGCUGUAAUGCAUUGACAUUUCUGGCAUACCACACUGAGGGCUGUCAGUUCACCAGGACGACACUCGAUAGAGUCCUGGCUCAGGGAGACGCGCUGUAUGUCGGAGUCAAACAGCAGCUGAUUCGCGACAAGAGCUUCCAGAGCAAUCACCUGACAGUCGAGGAGAUGCCAAAACAAGUCCUCACAGACAGACAUUUGUAUAAUGUCAACAUGCGUGACAUCAGGUGUGGCUUUUUGAAAACCAAAGUCUCGAGCCCUGGAAGACAGCAGUGGUGGCUUCCGCUUGCCACCCAGCUGGAGUGUCUUUCAGCAGAGGUUAAUCAGGCUUUAAUCGUGAUUUCACCCGAGGUUAUUGCUGUUUUCCGUGAUCAGUCCGGGAGGUAUGGAGUGUUUGAUUCACACUCCAGAGACUCGAGAGGAUUACCUUCUCAUUCCGGUAAGGCGAUCGUCAUGACUUUCGCGGAACUCAGUGACCUGGCUAACCACCUGCACACACUCUUUAGAGACCGUGGAGACUCUGCGAGUUAUGAGUUUGUCCCGGUUUCUUUUCAGACUGACAGCCCCAGUGAACAUCCUGAACAAUCCCCGGAAACUGAGGUUCAGGAUGAAGUGUCUGAACCUGCUCUCCUCGCAUUGCAGGCAGACAGUGGGACGGCUGUCAAAAUUGAGGAGGACGUUAAAGGUUCCUCAGCUGUCCCACAAGCAAUUAAGCUCUCUAAAUUGGACAAAAAUCGUAGGCGAAAAGCCAAGAGGAGAGCAUGUGACAAAAAGGAACAAGUGAAAGAAAAAAUUGGGAAAAAAACUUGUGAGAGAAUCAGGUAUGCCAGCUGUGCCGAAUUUCGCAGGAAGAAAAUUCAGGCACACAGUAAGUGUGUGCAAAAGAACCGUGAACAACGGCUCUUGUCUUCUAAAAAGUAUUAUGCGAAAUUCAAUGUCAAAAUGCGAGACAGCGUAAAAAUCAAAUACAUGACAGAUUCUGCUUUUCGGAGCAGGAAACAAAAUUAUGUUGUCAAGAGGUAUAGCACGGAUCCGGCCUUUCAGAACAGGCACAAAAAUUAUGUUGUCAAGAGGUACAGCAUGGAUCCAGCCAUUCUGAACAGGCAGAAAAAGUAUCUUGUCAAGAGAUACAGCACGGAUCCUGCUUUUCGGAACAGGAAGAAAAAUUAUAUUGUCAAGAGGUACAGCACUGAUUCUGCCUUUCGGAACAGGCAGAAAAAUUAUCUUGUCAAGAGGUACACCAGAGAUCCUGCCUUUCAGAACAAGCAGAAAAAGUAUGUUGUCCUCAGGUACAGGAAGGAUCCAGAGUUCAGGCUACAUCAUAUUCAACGUUGUAGCCUGCUCAGAAGACGCAGGUCGGCUGCCAAUCCUGACAUGCGUCAGAAGUUGUGGAGAGCACUGAGCAUCAGGCGGAAAUACCGACAGCUUGGAACCUCUCGCCAGCCAGUGCUCACUUCAGUGAUGGCAGCGGCAAUAGCAGCGUUCCGUGAGACCAUCAGCCACGGACCAACAUACGUCUGCACCAUCUGCCACAGGACUAUGUUUCCAAAUCAAGUCAAGUCUUGUAAGAGAGAUAAAUACUCCACCAACGUUGACGUGGCACAGGCUUGCUUGACUGGAACGCAUUUGCAUGUCUGUGACGCUGAGUGCUCCUCCCCUUGCUCAAUGCCACCAGAGCGACUGCAGGAGUGGAUCUGCCACAACUGUGACAGCCACCUCAGCCGUGGGAGGAUGCCAACACAUGCAGUAGCGAACAAUUUAGAGUUGGCACCCAUUCCCCCGGAGUUGGCCCAACUCAAUGUGCUGGAGAGACAGCUCAUCGCUAAAAUCCUUCCGUUUGCUAAGAUCAUCGCCUUACCGAAAGGACAGCAGCGAGCAGUCCACGGAGCUGUUGUGUGCGUUCCAUCGGAAGUGGAAAGCGUUGUCAACAGUCUUCCACGUCCCCUCCCAGAAGCACAGCUACUGCAGGUGAAAUUAAAGCGUCACAUUCGAUUCAGAGGUUACCAGCACUUCUACACUGUCAACAUGAUGAAUGUGCUGGUAGCCCUGGAAAAACUCAGAGAGCAGCACUCUGAGUAUUCUGAUGUGACCAUUGAUGAACAGGCCACGUUCCAAAAUCUCCUCCAUGACUCAGACAACGAGUGCACGGAUGAUGCGCAGUGGGGAGAAGACGGCAUGCUCGACGAGGAGCUGCUGGAGGCGGCUGAUACCUACACUGAGCCAGUCUUGGCCGAUUUUGUGUCAGCCGCAGGAACGAGUCGGCCAGAAGAUGACCAAACACGCAAUACUGACAUGCCAUCACCAAGCACUGAGCUGGUAAACCGGUCCAAUGAUGUCACAACAGAAACCCUCUUGGAGGAGUCUGCUGAUGACAUAGACUCUCAGCACGACGGCAUGGAUGCUGCCCAGUGGGGAGAAGACAUCUUGGACCAAGAGCUGCUACAAGUGUCUGACAGCUACCAGACCAAUUUAGCUGCAGACAUACCCACCGAACAGCAGGAGGAGCUAAGACCUGGACUUGCUCUGGACACCUGCAUGCAGCCACCAGACAUUGCACAGGAAAUACUUUCCUAUGGAGAUGGCAUUUUCAGCGUUGCCCCCGCCCAAGGCAACAAACCUGUGGGAUUUUUUGCAAUCCCCAAACUGGAAGCCAUGGCGUUCCCUGUGCAGUUUCCCACGGGAGAGAACACGCUGGAUGAAGAGCGUCCCAUCAAACUUUCACCCAGCAGAUACUUUAACGCCAGGCUUUUCGGGGCAGACACGCGGUUUGCCGAGGACCAGACUUACCUUUUCUUUGCGCAGUUUGUAACGGAGACGAACCUCGCGAGAGGAAGUAUGUCGAUACAAAUGCGCAAAGGAAAGAUGCGCACAAAAGACGGGCGUGCCAUCAAAAACUCCAUGCUCCAGGACAAAGAGGAGGUGGAGAGAUUGAUUCAGGCCAAAGAGGCCAUGCGAUUUAUGCAGCCUCUGAGAGGCACACCCGCAUAUUGGAAUAAAAGCCUGAGAGAUUUGCAUGCUAUGCUCAGGCAACUCGGCAAACCGACGUUCUUUUUGACUUUUUCGGCAGCUGAGAUGAGAUGGCCUGAAAUAAUUGGGGUCAUCAAAUCUCAGCAAGGACAAACACUUGGUGACUUUUCCGAACUGGACUGGAAAGCCAAGUGUGACAUUUUGCGCAGUAACCCUGUCACCGUUAUGCGCAUGUUUGAAAAACGUGUGGAUGCCCUUAUGGCAAAGUUGAUCCUCUCACCAGCGCGGCCCAUCGGCGAGGUGGAGGAUUAUUUUUACCGCGUGGAAUUUCAGGCCCGCGGAAGCCCACACAUUCACAUGCUAGUGUGGGUCAAAGACGCCCCUGUGUACGGCGAGGACUUGGACCACACCGUAUGCAGGUUCAUUGACCGCCACAUUUCCUGCCAGAUGCCUGACCCCGAGAAGGACCCGGAGCUCCACAAAAUCGUCUCGGAGGUUCAGGUACACAGCAGGAGCCACACCGGCUCUUGCCGAAAGGGAAACGUGGUGUGUCGUUAUGGCUUCCCCAAGCUGCCGUUUGAUAUCACCUGGAUCACGGGGCCCUUUGCUGCCGAUGUGGAAAUGGAAGAUGGUCAAGACCAGGAAGAGGUGAUGAAGGAACGGAGGGAGCAGAUCCGUCGGCAGCAAAGGGAAGCAAAGGAAAAGCUUCGGCACCUGAGAGAGCUCCUCAUGGAUCCGAAGGCCUCCUUUGAGAGCUUGUCAGAUCUCCUCCGUCGAUGCGACUUGGAACACGACGCCUAUCUGAAGUGCGCCGAAAAUCUGACAAGCGGGAGCGUGGUCAUGCUGAAGCGGCAGCCGAACGAAUGUUGGGUUAACGCCUAUAACCCAGACCUUCUCCGCGCUUGGAACGCAAACAUGGACAUCCAGUACGUCCUGGACGAGUACUGCUGUGCCAUGUACAUGAUGUCGUACAUCACCAAGCCGGAGCAUGAGAUGACCGAGAUCCUGAACUCGGUCGUGAAGACCAGCAGAGAGUCUGCUUUCAACCAAAGUGAGGAAAUGAGAAAGAUCAUGCAGGCCUAUGCGAAGCACAGAGAGGUCAGCGCCCAGGAGGCAGUGGCUCGCACGUGCAGCUUGCCCCUGAAAAAGUGUUCGCGGUCUGUGAUUUUCCUCUCGACGGACGAGGAAGCCAUGAAGAUGAGUCUUCCUAUGAGUCGCCUGAAGGACAUGGCACCUGACUCUGAAGAGGUCUGGAUGUUGGGGGUACCUGACAAGUACCUGUUCAGACCAAAGACUCCCGAGUUUCAGGGGAUGUGCCUGGCUGAGUUUGCAUCAGACUACCGGGUAGUCUACGGCGAACAAGCACAGGGCCCCAGUGCCAUUGCCCUUUUGUGUGACAAAGGACAUAUUGCCAAGAGGACAGCCGGAAAAUCAGCAGUCGUUCGAUAUGCGCGCUUCUCUGAGACCAAGGCGCCAGAGAAACAUUUCAGACGACUGCUAAAGCUGUACCUCCCCCACCGAUCUGACGACGAACUCAACGACGGGGGUCGCACCUCGUACGAAGAGUUCUACAAAUCCCGACGCGACGUCAAGGACAUCGUGGAGCACAACAGGAAGCGAUUCGAGGGACGAGGCGCAGGCAUGGAUAAGGCACUCCAGAACGUCCAGUUCGGUCCGGUCCUCAACGCUUGGAACACGUUCGCACCCGAGGUUGAGGCGGAACGGCAGGAGUGUCUUGAGCUCCGUGAAAAGAUCCCAGAGGAGCAGGAUGAAGACGCCGUGCCCGACUUUGAAGACCUGAAUGUCGGUGAACCCCUUCCCCGAAUCGAGGCGCCUCGGUUAAGUCCAGACUUUGUCCGCAAGAUGUUUCAGAGUCUGAACGAGACCCAGGCGUGCGUCUUCUACGCUGUGCGCCAGUGGUGCCUUCGGCGUGUGUGGGGCCAAGAUCCAGAACCGUUCCACUACUUUGUCUCUGGUGGAGCUGGUUGCGGUAAGUCCCACGUCAUCAAGUGCAUUCAUGAGGAAGCAACGAGGAUUCUGCGGCAGCUCCCGAGAUUCCGGGACGCAGCUGACAUGUCCCAGCCCACUGUCCUUCUGACUGCCUUCACGGGCACGGCAGCCUUUAACAUCGCGGGCAAAACGUUGCACUCUGUCCUUAAGCUUCCCAGGUCCCUGGAACCGCCGUACCAGGGCCUGGGCAAUGCACUUGAUGAACUUCGAGCAACUUUGUCUUCGGUGGAAAUUCUCAUCAUCGAUGAAAUUUCCAUGGUUUCCAAGAAGCUGUUUGCCUACGUCAACUGGCGAUUCCAGCAGCUCAAAGGAAACCGAAGACCUUUUGGCGGCAUUUCCGUUCUUGCAGUCGGUGACUUUUACCAGCUGCCGCCGCUGGGCAGGGCCAAGCCGCUCUGUGUCUACGAGGAGACAGAGUUUGAUCUCUGGAGAGAGCGCUUCACCAUGGUCAACCUCACUGAGAUCAUGCGCCAGAAGGAUGACCGAGCGUUCGCCGAACUCCUCAAUCGACUGCGUGUCAAGCGCAAGCAAGAUCCUCUGUGCGCUGCGGACAGAGGCUUGCUCAUGAGAGCCGUCUCUGACGGCAAAGAUUGCCCGCCAGGAACGCUGCACGUCUUUGCCACCAACAAGCAGGUAGAUGGUCACAACGCAGCCACCGUGGCCUCCCUGCUUAAAGGGGACGUCAAAAUAGCGGCCGAGGACUACAGGAAGGAUGUCGCUACCGGCAGGAAGGUGCCUGUGCCCAACAUCAAAGGCACCAAGAGAGAUUUGCCUGACAGCAUAAUGGCAGCUGAAGGAGCAAGAGUUAUGCUGAUCAGGAAUCUCAACGUGGAGGAUGGCCUUGUCAAUGGAACCUUUGGGACCAUCUCCACCAUUCUGCCUGACAGACGUGACCCUAAAGUCGUGAGCUUUCUUGGACUUAAACUGGAUAAUACCACAGCGGGACAGACUCUCCGCAAAAAGCUUCUGGGCCCCUCGGACGACUUGGUGUACGUCGAGAGAUCCGAGGAGAGCAUCGGUCGCAAGGGCGGAGUCGUGAGACGUCAGUUCCCCGUCAAGCUGGCCUUUGCGUGUACAGCCCACAAAGUUCAGGGAAUGACGGUGACGUCGGCUGUCGUGAGCCUGAAACGCAUGUUUCAGCCAGGCAUGGCGUAUGUGGCGCUUAGUCGCACCACUUCGCUUCAGGGUCUCACCAUCACCGAUUUUGAUGAGACAAAAAUCUAUGCUGACCCUGCCAUUACGACAGCUUUGGAAGACAUGCACAGCGCGAGUUUUCAGAGUGUUACUCCGCUGUUGCACCGCUUCAACCGGACGGAGCGACCAGAUGCAGAGGUGACAAUCGUCCAUCAUAACACCCAAGGGCUUCCAUCUCACAUGGUGGACCUGAAGUUGCAUCACGAACUCAGGUUGGCAGAUGUGCUUUGUCUCACCGAGACACAUCUGUCAGGGUCCUCUGUAUCCUCGUCCUUUGAUCUGGAGGGAUACACUGUGUUUCACCGCAGCAGACAGGCGUCUUACACCACGUGCAGGGACAUGGCGUCAAAGGCCGGGGGUGGAGUUGCCGUGUACUGCAGGAGCGCUCUGAUGGCGGAGGCGCCGAGCUGCAUGGGACGUGUCACAGAUCUGGAAUGUCUGGUCGUGAAGGUUGAGGUCCCAGUCAAAGUGCUAAUAGCAACUGUGUAUAGACCCCCAGAUUUUGGUUUGCAAAAGUUUCUGCCAAACCUCAACGCUCUCUUGGACACAUUGGAACUGUUGGAUCACCACCCUAUUGUUGUUUGUGGUGACUUCAAUGAAGACCUCCUUUCUAGAGGCAAAAAAAGCAUAAGAGAUGCACUUCUGUCCAGGGGCUACAACCAAUUGAUCACAGAGUCUACCACAGACAAGAACACUGUGAUUGAUCACAUUUACAUUUCCCAACCUGAGAAAUGUGUUCAGUCAGGUGUUCUCCAAACAUAUUAUAGCUAUCACAGCCCGGUCUAUUGCAUUUUGACUGACUAAAGCCUCACCAGCCAACACUGAUUUUGUGUCACACACUCACUUUGUGACACAUCAGCGUGUUGUGCUGUCCGAUUUUACAGUUGUGUCACACGUGUUUUCAUGUGGCACAUUGUUCUGCUGUGUUUUGUUCUUGGUCUGAUUUGUUCUUUGAGUUCCAGGCCUGAGGGAGGUGCAGGAGGUGCAGUGGUGAGAUCAGACGUCCUCCCACAAGUCCCCUCCUCUCGGACGCCCAGUCCUUUUGGAAGUCUUCUACAGCCUCCCCAUAGGCAUGUCUCAGAAUUUGGACUUGGCUUCCUGUGGUCCAGGGAGCGGGGUGUGUAGUGUGCAGUGUCGGCCGACGGCCUGUAUAGGUCCGGUAACGACUGUAGCUCCACAUCUGCUUCCACGACCUGCUACGACGGGACAUGCCUCAGACAACACAGAAGACCUCCAGAAGGCUGAAAGAAAAGGCUGAAUGUUGUAAAUAAAAAAUGUAUAGUAUAUGAAAAU
Acanthochromis polyacanthus (spiny chromis) is the source of this 12853-nucleotide messenger RNA. RefSeq lists its product as uncharacterized. The record is from RefSeq and is a predicted model, not a curated record. The coding region runs from base 3560 to 12364 and encodes 2934 amino acids. Gene Ontology annotation, molecular function: DNA helicase activity; ATP hydrolysis activity. Gene Ontology annotation, biological process: DNA repair; telomere maintenance. NCBI's taxonomy places the organism in Eukaryota, Metazoa, Chordata, Actinopteri, Pomacentridae. The transcript has 14 exons.